CUGUUGUGGUUGUUUGACAGCUCGGCGAAAGAGAAAAAGGCUACCGUGGCUUUGGUGAAUGGACGGUCCGCUGCCGCAGAUUUACCGCUUCCAGCUCGCCCAUUGCAAAAUUCAGCCUCACGUCUACAUCGUGAGAAUGACGAACCGUGGUCGUGAAAGCGUGCUUCAAUCUCUGUGAAAAAACAGCAAAAGGCAGACGAAGUUCCUUAGCAUGUUUGCCGUCUCCAAAGGUGUAGCCGCGAACAAUGCUCCCCUGCUGAGGGCCCGAGCUUCUUCGGGCGUCAACCCUCAGAAGGCGGGAAACCCAGAGCAGCCGCUACAACAACGGGGGCCGAAUUUUCAGCGAGCGGCCGAUAUGAGCGCGUCACGGCCGCCCUACAGCCAAGCCAACGGGCGGCGGUCGCAGAGUGGUGCCAGGGGCGACACAACCGACGUUGCCUCGCAGAACCACGAGCAAGUGGCAAGCUACCUGCACACCCUGUGGAAGCGAACCUGCAACGAGCUAGAGCUGUCCCAACAAGCCACAGCAGCCUACGAUGGAAACCAUCGCAGUGUCGUCUACUACCAGGAAAAAGAGCCCGACGAGACGCGCCGGUAGUUUGCAGAGCAGGUGACGGCAGCACGGGUGUCGACGCGUGGUGCGUGUGGCCAAAGAAGUUGCCAAAGCGCGGAUCCCUUUGCUUCACUGAAACCCCCUGUCCUCGGUGAAGUGCGAACAUCCCAGCCUUCUAUAACAAGUGUUCAUAUUAUGUCUUUCGACAUGUCUAGCAGCCAGGAUGCAUUGAACCUGUGGCUAUGCCGCCCUGUUAAAAGAAAAAAACUUCAUAAUGACGGCACCCGCCAUGAAAUGGCCGGAUGUACAUAUUUAUGAGUGACUGUUCUCAAAUCAAGCCUGGAAAAUGACGUCUCGGAGGUCGAUAUGGUUUUAUUGCGUAAAGACUAUUUUCUAAUUGAAAAUGUAAAAAGGCAUUUUUGCACCUAAUAUGAUUUUUUUCCCCUCAUGUGAAUCGAGCUCCAGGGCUCUGCAUGUUUUUGUUUUUUUUUUUUCGACGCUUUUUGCCUUUUAAUCUUACGUCACACAUUUACAAGUGACUGUUCUCAAAUCAAGACUGGAAAAUUACAUUUCUACAGUCCAUAUGGUUUUAUUGUGCAUGGACUAUUUUCAAAACUAAAAUGGAUAAAGUAUUUUCGCUCCUAAUGCGAUUUUUUCGCGUCAUGUGAGCAGAGUUCCAGGACUGCAAGUUUUUUUUUUUUUUCUGGCGCUUUUUGCCUUUUAAUCUAUCUUGGUCACAUUGACCAACCUGAGGCUACUAGCAUACGUCUAUACGUCUUGAUUGAAGAAUGGAAUGGUUUUAAAACACAUUAUAUUGACUUUUCUUAAUGUACCUAAUUGCCAGUGCUGAACGGUAAGCAGUUUUUACACUCCUGUUGGCUUCCGUCAAGUGCUGGCCCACGUUUUUUUUUUAUUUUUUCAGAUAUAUUUACUGUACAUAGUCAUGCUUGCUUUCUUUGUAUAUUUUAACAAGAUUUUGGGAGGCUUGUUGCUGAAGUUGAAGUGUACUGACCUUGUUGACAUUGUGGACAAAAUUUGUGCCGUGCGACCAGUGCUCCUCUGCGAUGGAACAUGCGUAUAAACGCCCAAGAAUGUUAGAACAUUUAGGGGAACUGGCACACGUGGAGGUGUGUUGAUCGUCAACAAUGCCUCAACAUUUGAACCUCUCGACAAGGAUCAAGGAUUUCAUCCUGAGGAUACAUGUUGCGUUGACAGGCCGCUGUGUUCACCUGCGGCCACAAGCACGAAGCCAAGCUCUUUGUCUUGUAAAUGCAGCACAGUGCAUUGCACUAUCUGCAGCCAAAAAUGGCCACGGUGUGCUUUCCUGACAGCAAUAGCGUAAAUCUACACGCAGCGCUGUUCAGUUGUAGCGCUGUUCAAUGCAGUACCAAGAUUUCUUGAGGAAGGCAGUGUAUAAAUUGUGUACAGUAUUUAUAUUUCUUAUUGUUGCAACACAAUCGACGCCUUUGUUGUCGCUGAAAUCUUGGACAUCAUCGUGUCGCAACUACCGUACAGCUUGCAAGACGUGGUACUUGUGGGUGCAUUUUAUUUUUGUGGCGUCCAGCAGGCUUUUGCCGCUGUCCUAUGCAGAUGUGUGGCAACGACAUGAGGCUGUUAUUUAGCCAC
Molecule: messenger RNA, 2179 nt
Organism: Rhipicephalus microplus (southern cattle tick)
Lineage: Eukaryota; Metazoa; Arthropoda; Arachnida; Ixodida; Ixodidae
Source: RefSeq, a predicted model, not a curated record